AUGUCCGGACUCGCAGAAGCUGAUCAGAAGGAGCUGCAAUCGUUCCUCGACGCAGAGCAGGCCAAGGCCCGUGUGCAGUCGUCGAUCCACACCUUCACAGACCGAUGCUGGGACCAGUGCAUCAAGUCGUCCAUCGGCUCGAGCUUCGGUCGUGGCGAAGAGGCGUGCCUUAGCAACUGCGUUGAGCGUUUCUUAGAUACCAGCUUGUUCAUCGUCAACAAGUUGCAAGAGCAGCGAGGACAGAUGGGUUAA
Molecule: messenger RNA, 252 nt
Organism: Kalmanozyma brasiliensis GHG001
Lineage: Eukaryota; Fungi; Basidiomycota; Ustilaginomycetes; Ustilaginales
Product: Tim10/DDP family zinc finger
Exons: 3
Coding region: 1-252 (83 amino acids)
Source: RefSeq, a predicted model, not a curated record